AUGGCUCUUUCACUUGACCAAAUUUUCUCAACAACCGUGCUCGAUGCUCUAGUCCCAGAUACCUCAUUGGACUUUCCGCCUCAAAUCCCGACAGACGAAUGGCUAGCAAAGAUCAAGUCAAACGCGACAGAUAGGCGGCAGGCGUUUUUCGACGAACAGCUGCACUCAAUCCUCCUCCUGCACAUAAAAAAUCCAGAAGAAAGCAUCCCAGAGGACACAAGCCAUCCGCCAGAAUCGAUUCGAGAUCUGCUUGCUCAUGUGCAAGUCUCUUUGGAGGCGGCCUACAUCUCAGCCAUACCAUCAGCCGUCGAAACUCCUAAAACAUCAAGGCUGUUAUUACCAACCCCUCGAACUGGGGCAGCUGGACGUCCAAGUGGACGUCUAAAUCCCCAUCCAUCCAUCCUCCCGCCCAGUACUCCCAAUCCAGUCCCAGCAACAGGAGAUCUGGACCGGAAAUAUACGACGUCAGAAGGAACGGUGUUGGUCGCUCAGAUAUGGGGAAGCAAUACGUCGGACGAUUCAGCAGAAGAGUUCGCACUUUUAUGGUCGAGAGAUGAGCGGAGCUGGGUAGGGGUGUAUCGUAUGGUGAUAACAGUUUCUUUCCUCCGACUCUCAUUCAGUGACCCUUUGCUAUGCUUGACGGUAUCUGCCACCCUGCGCGAGAAACCCAUACCAACAACACCCAAGCAUCCACUCGCAAGGUUCUUCGCUUCGAUUGGUGCAGCCUCAACGGAAGAGCCGGAGCCGGAGGCGCAGGAGACGCAAGACGAAGCAUCGUUACUUGACGGACUUGAGGAAGUUAAUCUUCUGGAGGGUUUGUUGGCAGGCCCGACUUUUUCCAAGCUCGAAUUGAAUCUUCCAACAGUUAGGCUAGGGACACAAUCUCGCCAGAAGUUGUUUUCUCUACCACCUGUUCUCGUCAACACACCCGUGCAGCCAUCCCCGUCGCCUAUGACAGCGGUACGUAAGGCACAUCCAACGCUCCGCAAAUCAUACCGGAAGACGAUACAAACAGCUUCGGGUUUCCGUGUGCGCAUGCGUACCGUCUUCGUGCCCUACGUGUUGCUUCCCGAGACAGAAGGCACUGUGGAUGAUCUUGACGAAGAAGAGAAGGACCGAGAACGAAGAGAGGCAGGCAGCGAAGAGCGGACGGUUGUUCUUUGUGUCGAGAUCGAAAAUUCUGGUGACAUGGGGACCAAUGCUGGUUUUGUCGUCGAGAAAGUCGACGUGACAAUUGGAGGAGAGGGUGCCAAAGCAACUCUGAUUGGAUGGGGAGAAAACGGCUUCACCUCUGAGGCAGCGAAGAAGAUUCUCCCUCUAAGGAUCGGGCCGUUGGCGCAGUACAACCUCCUAUAUGCCGUUACCUUCAUGCGGUCGCCGGAAGAAAGUGAUGCAUUCUCUUUUGCUCGUCCAGGUGCACAAGCCUCCUCCGACCUCCAACGAGCAGUUACAAUCAACGUGUUCGGAAAGCCCUACUUCCCUCCACCCUUGACGUCCAAAAUUCUGAUACCCGACAUGGACUCCGUCUCAUACCCAACGCGAACGUUCUCGUCACGAUGGAACUGCGUCCUUGAUCUUGCUGCACAACAGAGCCAGCCUUCAGAUAUGCUCGAUCAAAACGACUAUCCCAAUGCCAUGCCAGAGCCGCCUUCUCCCUUUCCAGUGUUUUCUAUGUAUAGCUCGAAUACGAAUGCCACGGGCACGCCUGGCAUGUAUUCAGGUGCUUCGACGCCUCAGUAUUCCGCUACGGCGGGUAGCAAACGAUUUACCCUACAACCAGGGGCGAACUUUGCGGGGCGUACGCUGAAGAAUAUCACACCGAACAGAUCGUUGCUCAGACCAACGGAUGGACAGUCGCCUGGACCUUCCAGCCGGCCCUCUUCGCUCAUGCUAGGCCCGCAAUCAUCGGCACAGUACCUACGGUCGCCAACGACGUACAGCGCACCGCCUCCUCCUCCGAUGUCAACCUUGGGUCAGCUACCUGCCCCUCUCCCAAUAUUGGUUCCCGAAAACGAGGAUGCCCUAGGUGGUCCCCAGACUGGCCUUCCCACCGCCUUUGACACGCCCAUGACGCCCGCGUACCCAGCUUUCCCAACGAAGUCCGCCUUGCCACCCACUCCGAUGUCACAAGGUCCUAUAGCUUCGUCAACGAUGGGCAAUUUCGGUCCAAGUGUCGAGAUUAAGAGAGACCGGGGCUCUACCGCGGAUUUUGGUGCUGUACCGCAGACCCCCCUUCCACUAGUGUCAGGCGCAUUUGGAGAGCAAAAGAUGCUCGCGAAGCUUCAAGGAUCAAGCAACACCGGCGAGAACAUCGUCGUGUCGGUUGGACUACUACCUCUUCCCUACGAGAGACGCGGAGGGAAGGAGGUUAUACUUGGACCUGGAAAGAUCUAUCCACUAGACGUGUUCACCCUGGAUAUCUUCGUCUUCAAUCAGAGUUUGUGGCCCAGACGAUUCGAGGUAACGUGCCCUGAACGACGCAGGAGAAGAAGGGGUGGUGCGGAGAUGGGUGUGUAUGAUGGCGGGAGCCAGGCUUCAAGGAAGAUGGGGUAUCCAGGUGUAUUGCCUCUGGAGAGUCGCGUUCGGAUUGGUCCUCUGAAGCCCUCCGCGUGCCAGUCUGUUCGGAUGGACUUCCUCGCCGUUUCCCCCGGCGUGCACUCUAUAGAUAGCUUGACGCUAACUGACAUCGAAACCGGAUUUUCGAUGAACCUCCGCUCCGUCUUGGACGUCGUGGUGCAUGAUCCAAAUGAUUAG
Messenger RNA from Cyclocybe aegerita, 2754 nucleotides. Lineage: Eukaryota; Fungi; Basidiomycota; Agaricomycetes; Agaricales; Hemipholiotaceae. The record is from the annotation of a GenBank genome assembly.